AAAUAUAUAUCUGUGUUGUUGUACAUAUACAACUAUACAAGUAUUAAAUUUGUGUGUUUCCCCUGGCUUUGGCUGGCACCCAAUAUCCCAACUUCUAUUUCAUCAGUCAGUUGAUUCCUAACCCUUAGUCGAAAACGAGCUAGCGUUCUAACGACUCCUCAUCUUCAGUUAUUGUUAUUUUUUUAUUAUUUUUUUUUUUCCAUUUAUUCCUUACUAUCCUCUUUUCCUAACAACAAUAAUUUCCAUAAUUUAUUUAAACAAAUUAAGUAUUUUACAAAACCAAGAGGGUUGAUUAAAUAACACUAUCAAUUUAAUCUGUUGAAAGAUAAAAAUACAAUAUUUUUUUGUGAUUCAUUUUGGAGUAUAUUGGUCCAUUGCAGCUGAACAAAUUUAAUGUUAUAUUUUUGUACAGUUAUAUAUUAAUCUCCCUUUAUAUUUAUCAUAAAUACGCAAGCGCGUCAAUUUGACGCCAAGGGGUGGAUAACAAAAUACAUUGUUGGAAAUAAAAAAAAAAAAUUUAUAAAAAUCGAUAGUUGAAUGUGGCGUCUAAAAUAUACAACAUCUACUAAAAAUACUCAUAAUUUUAAUACAACAAAUUACUCCAAAUAUCAACAAUAAAAUAUUACAACAAUAAAAACAACAACAACAUCAACAAAAAUAAUCAGAGAUUAGUGAAGUUUUUUUUUUUUUUUAAAUUUAUCAAGAAAAACAAAGAGAACGUUUGACCGCGUGUGUGUGUGUACAUAGAAUAUACAUGUGCCGAUGUUGAAAAAGAGUGGGAGAGACAUGAUGAUGAUGACGACGAUUGUUGUGUUGUUGUGAAAAACUUGAAUCAGUGUGUUCUUUCGUGUAUUACUGAUAGCUUCAACGUUGCUCGCGUGUCAAAAUAAUAAUAAUAAUUAAACAAAAUUAAACAAAAAAAAGUAAAUAUUUAUAUAAAACAACUUGUUAAGUACUUGAAUUAAAUAUUAAUUAACAAUUAUAAUAUUUUUCAAGUGUUUUAAAAAUGUAUAAAGUUGAAAUGAAUUUUUAUUAUUUUAUUUAAUGUUGAGUGUUUGCAAGACGACUAUUACAUCAUGGAUAUAGUGUAAAAAAAAAAAUUAAUUAAAUUACAAAAAAAUAUACUUGACCUUUGUAUGGAAAUUUAUAUUUUUAUAUAUUAUUAUUAUUAUUAUUACUGAGUAAUCAUAAACAAUUAUUGAGGUAAAAAAAUUUAUUAGAAAAAAAAAAAAAAAAAAAACAUGGAACAUAGACCUGACAAUUUACUUGUGCCUGGUAAAACAGUGGAUAUUGCAACUUAUCAUUCGUCAUUUUAUUCACCACCACCAACUGAAGCAUCAAGAUCUGGCUAUGAUUCAAGCAGUGCUGAAGAUUCUGAAGGAGACUACAAUGUUCAAUCUUAUCAAAUCAAUACACAAAAUACAAAUGUCACAUCUUCGAGCAAUACAACAACAGCACCCCAAGGAAAACAUAUUAAUAAAGGCCGAUGGACAAAAGAUGAGGAUUCAUUAUUAAAGCAGCUGGUUGGUGGUGAAAAAAUUGGUACUGGACCAAGAUGGGAUACAGUGGCUUCACAUUUUCCUGAUCGAAGUGAUGUACAAUGUCAACAACGUUGGGCUAAAGUUGUCAAUCCUGAACUUGUAAAAGGUCCAUGGACAAAGGAGGAGGAUGAAAAAGUUGUUGAAUUAGUUGAACGUUAUGGACCAAAAAAAUGGACUCUAAUUGCAAGACAUUUAAAAGGAAGAAUUGGUAAACAAUGUCGUGAAAGAUGGCAUAAUCAUUUAAAUCCUGGAAUUAAAAAAACAGCAUGGACUGAUGCUGAGGAUAAAAUUAUUGUUGAUGCACACAGACGUGUUGGUAAUCAAUGGGCUAAAAUAGCAAAAUUAUUACCAGGUAGAACAGAUAAUGCUAUUAAAAAUCAUUGGAAUAGUACAAUGCGUCGUAAAUAUGAAACAGAAGAUGGAAGAAAUUCUGGUUCACGUGGUCGUGGUAGAAGAAAAGCAACAGAUUCAUUGCUUGUUAAAAAAGAGCCAUUAUUUAUUCAAGAUGAUUCUUCCUGUCAGGAUAAUAAUAUUAAUAAUAAAAUGAUCAUUAAGACUGAAGAUAGCCAAUCAACAAUUACUUCACAUAGUAUGGAUAUGGAUUCUUUGGAAUGGAGCAGUGGUUGGACACAGCAAUCACAUCAUCAUCAUCCACAUCAUCCUCAUCAACAACAACAAUCACUCCAGCAACAACAACAACAACAUCAUCAACAUUCAAUUUCUCAUCAUCAUCAUCAACAACAACAACAACAACAACAACACCAGCAUCAACAACAACACCACCAACACCAGCAUCAACAUCAACAUCAACAUCAACAUCAACAUCAACAACAGCAAACCAAUCAUUAUCAAAAUUUGAUGAGCAUGAGUGAACGCUCAAAUGAUGAUCGAGUUGAUUCACCACUCAGGCAAGAAAUUGAAACAAGACCUGAAAUAUCUCCAUUCUCAAAAUAUUUCAAUUUGGAAUUGAGUCAUGAAGCAAAUAGUUCAAAUGCAACAGACAUACGUUUAUUACCAAUGCCAGAUAUGGAAGAUGAUGAUGAUAAAAAUAAAACAGGACCACCACCAAUAUUACGUAGACGUCGUGGUUUAAUACAACAACAACUACAACAUCAACAUCAUCAACAACAACAACAUCAACAACAACAAAAUUCAAUACGUAAUGAUAAUAAUAAUGGAGAUAAUUAUUUAAUAUGUCAAAAUUCAAAUGAUUCAAAUGACGAUGAUGAUGAUGAUAUACCAGUGACACCAAUAAAACAAUUACCAUUUAGUCCAUCACAAUUUUUAAAUAGUCUUGCAAGUCCAGAACAAUCAUGGCCACGUGCUAGUACACCAAAAGGUAGUCCUGGUACAUUAACAACACCACAACCAUCUGGUUUACGUCGUAAUAAUUUUGAUGGUAAUACACCAAGAACACCAACACCAUUUAAAGAUGCAUUAGCUGAAUUUGAAAGACGUAGUGGUGCAACAGCACAAUUUCCAGCAACACCAAGUCGUUUAGAUGCACUUACUGAAAUAAUAAAACAAGAAACAGAUCGUGAAUGUAGUCUUGCUAGUAGUAGCAAUAAUAAUACAACAACAACAACAACAACAACAACAAAUAAUAGUAAUAAUAGUAGUAAUUUAUUACAAGAUUCUGGUUAUGGUACUGGUAGAAGACGUGGAAAAGAAAAUAGUGCACCAGGUGGUAAACGUGCACGUAAAGCACUUUGUCAAGCUUGGGCAAGUACUCAUGAUAGUGGUACUGAUAUGAGUUUUGCUGUUGAAACACCGAGUAAAAGUCUUGAUACAUCAGUAUUGUUUUCACCAGCAUCAUUAGCACUUGAGGACAGUUUUUUGGGAGCAGGACCAAGUCCAUUGAAGAAUUCCUACGAUUUAACGUCCACAUACCGGAAGCCCAAUGCAAAGAGAGCAAUAUCAUUCGAAGGUUUUGAGAGUCAAAAUUACAGUCCUGAUAUCAAACCAGCUAAACGCUCAAAGAUACAUCUUGAAGAUCAGUGGACUAUGGUUGCCUGUGGUGGAACACAAGAUCAACUUGAAAUGACACAUGCUGCACGUAAUUUUUUAAACAGUUAUGUAACCACAUUGCGACCACGCUCUCUCAAUUUUUAAAAAAACAAAAAACAAUAUAUAAAAUUUAAAUAAUAAAAUAAAUAAAAUUCAAUUAAAAAUCUUCGAUUGUGUAUAUGUGUGAUUGUGUGUAUUGUAUGUAUGUGUGGCUUGAUCGUUCUGUUAUUUUCGAACGAAUUUUCAACUAGUCUAGGCACGUUCAUUUGAACGUGUUUUUAAUAUACUCUUGCUUGAUCCUCAUUAAAAUAAUUGUUUAAUUAAUUUAAAUAAACUUAAAGUUAUAUAUUUUAAGUCAAUUUUUAAAUAUGAAAUUUAAAUUUAAUAAUACAAAGCUUAUUUGAGUCUUUAAAAAUAAAAAAGCAUCAUUUUCACAAAAAAAAAAAUAUUUACAACAAAUUACAUGAGUUUAUUGAGGAUCUAGUAUUUUUGAGAAAUAAUUAUUCAUUUAAAAUAAAAAACAAACAAAUAUAUAUUAGAUAAACUAAGAUUUUUUUUUUUCUUUUGUUUUUUUUUUUUCUAUUUAAGAAAAUGAAUUUGAAAAUGAAAAAAAAAAUGAAUAGUUAAUAGGUUGAUAACUGUAGCCGGUUAAUUUGAUAGAUAAUAUAUAAAUAAAUAUAUAUUAUUAAUAAAUAAUAAUAUAAAAACACUAUUGCGGCCGAUACGUACAAAGAGCCUUUGUAACUGGUAUUCAACUUAAAUUUUAAUACAAUAAAAAAAAUCGCACAAAGUAAAUUGAUUAAUUGGUUUUUAUUCUCUGAAAAUAAAUUGUUAAUUUUAUUAACAAAAUCAUAAGUAGUUUUGUUUCAAGUUUAAUUCAUAAAUUGAUAUGAGUAAUUAAAAAGUAUGGUCUUAUUUAUAAAUGAAAUUUACAUUAAACUUUAACACCAACAACGUAAUAUUCAAUGGCACAUGCAUUAAUUCCUUUGGCAAUUUUAAAAUAUCCAUUUUCUCCCCAGCUGGUGCCCCAAGAAUUAGCAGCAAUCUAAAAUUAAUUAAACAUAAAAUUAUUGACUGAAAAA
Messenger RNA from Aphidius gifuensis, 4630 nucleotides. RefSeq names its product myb-like protein Q (gene Myb). The record is from RefSeq and is a predicted model, not a curated record. Gene Ontology annotation, cellular component: nucleus. Lineage: Eukaryota; Metazoa; Arthropoda; Insecta; Hymenoptera; Braconidae. The transcript has 8 exons. Bases 1242 to 3653 code for a protein of 803 amino acids. Gene Ontology annotation, molecular function: DNA-binding transcription factor activity, RNA polymerase II-specific; RNA polymerase II cis-regulatory region sequence-specific DNA binding. Gene Ontology annotation, biological process: regulation of DNA-templated transcription.